CCGGAAGUCGCACUUGGUUUAGCGUUGACAGACGGCAGCGCAAGGACAACUGUCUGUUGCACAGCGGAGCUUUAAUGUUACCCAACUCCAGCAGGUUUCCUCAUGUCACAAUAGAACAUGUUGUUCAGUCCGACGGAUUUAAGUGAAUGUUUCCGAGAAUGGGGAGAUUUAGAGAAGAACUACCAACAAAUUCAGGACACCCAUCGUCUUUAUAAACAGAAACUUGAGGAAGUGACCAGACUGCAAGACAGCUGCUCCGUUGCUAUAGCGCGUCAGAGGAAGAAACUGAAAGAGCUCUCUGCAUCACUUAAAGAAUGCAAAGAAAAGAAUCCAACACCCAAAUUAAAUCCAGAGGACGUGGAUGCCAUCGCUGAAAUCGAGAACUCCAUCAAAGACAGGGCCGAUGCUUUCUCUGAGAUGGAAGCUUUUCUGCCCAAGAAGAACGGGUUGUACCUUAAUCUUGUUUUAGGAAACGUCAACAUAACACUCCUCAACAAACAGUCAAAAUUUGCCUACAAAGAUGAAUAUGAGAAAUUUAAACUGGUCCUCACGGUCAUCCUCUUUGUCGUCUCCUUCUCAUGUCGCUUUUUGUUCAGCUACAGAGCCCUAGAUGCCCUGUUCAACUUCCUGUUGGUGUGGUACUACUGCACACUCACCAUCCGGGAGAGCAUCCUCAUCAGCAACGGCUCUAGGAUCAAAGGUUGGUGGGUUUCCCAUCACUACGUGUCAGCCUUUCUUUCUGGAGUCAUGCUCACUUGGCCUGAAGGCGCUCUCUACCAGAUGUUUAGGAACCAGUUCCUUACAUACUGUCUAUACCAAAUAGGCUUUGUCCAGUUUCUCCAGUACUACUACCAGAGUGGCUGUUUGUACAGACUCAGAGCGCUGGGAGAACGACACAACAUGGACGUGACAGUCGAGGGUUUCCAGUCCUGGAUGUGGAGAGGCUUGACCUUCCUCCUUCCUUUCUUGUUCUUUGGUCACUUCUGGCAGCUCUACAACAGCAUAACACUCUUCCGGAUGUUCCAGCUCCCGGAGUGUAAAGAGUGGCAGGUCUUGAUGUGUGGCUGCUCCUACAUGGUUCUCUUCAUGGGAAACUUCUUCACCACACUGAGAGUGGUUUACCAGAAAUACAUGAAGAACCAGGACAAGGCCAAGAGUUUAUAAGAACUGGUAUAAUGAACAGAAUCACCAAAGAUCCUCCUCUUUAUGGAACAUGCAAAGUUUCCGUUAGCUCUAAUAUUCUCUUUGGAGCUCUUCACCGAUGUUAUGAUUGUUGUCCUGGUGGGGUAUUUUCAUCACUGCUACUUUUAUCAAUGUCCUUUGAUUUCAUUUUUGUGUAAGAGAUGGUCAAAACAAUCACGGAAAUCACACUGAGCUGUCAAAAACCACGACCAGCUACCUGGCAGGUCUGGUGGCUGUGUAUGGAUUUCCUUUCUCGGUCAGAAGUGUACAACUCCGAUCAGAAAGUGUUACAUUGCAUCAUAUUUAUUUAGGGAAAUUAUAGAAUGUUACCCAGCAGCUCCUUACAGAAAGUGCUUAAUAAAACACUCCUCCAAACCACCA
Molecule: messenger RNA, 1563 nt
Organism: Etheostoma cragini (Arkansas darter)
Lineage: Eukaryota; Metazoa; Chordata; Actinopteri; Perciformes; Percidae
Product: transmembrane protein 120A-like
Exons: 12
Coding region: 118-1164 (348 amino acids)
Biological process (GO): fat cell differentiation
Cellular component (GO): membrane
Source: RefSeq, a predicted model, not a curated record